Prunus armeniaca (apricot) is the source of this 1029-nucleotide messenger RNA. The record is from the annotation of a GenBank genome assembly. Lineage: Eukaryota; Viridiplantae; Streptophyta; Magnoliopsida; Rosales; Rosaceae.
AUGGACGGUCUUCAAGGAGGAGGAAGAGGCUGCAACAACUCCUCAUCAGCCUCGGCCACCAUUGAAAAUGAAAUUCAUAAGGAAGCUGAGGACCAGAUGGACCUGAGAAGAGGGCCUUGGACUGUUGAAGAAGACCUUGCUCUCAUGAAUUACAUUGCUAACCACGGCGAAGGUCGCUGGAAUUCCCUCGCUCGCUGUGCAGGUCUGAAAAGAACUGGAAAGAGCUGCAGAUUACGGUGGCUCAACUAUCUCCGGCCCGACGUCCGACGGGGCGACAUCACCCUUGAAGAGCAGCUUCUGAUUCUUGAGCUUCACUCUCGCUGGGGUAAUAGAUGGUCAAAAAUUGCACAACACUUGCCAGGAAGGACUGACAAUGAGAUCAAAAACUAUUGGAGGACUCGUGUCCAAAAGCACGCCAAGCAACUCAAAUGUGACGUCAACAGCAAGCAGUUCAAGGACACCAUGAGGUACCUCUGGAUGCCAAGGCUGGUCGAAAGAAUUCAAGCUGCCGCAGCUGCCUCCACCGCGGCCACCAAUUCCUCCAUCACCACCGCCACGGCCGCAGGGGCCACCUCUCACCACUUCAACAACAACAACAACAACACCACCUUCCAAUCUUCUUCAGGACAAAUGUUGUUACAACCAAGUCACCACUUUGGGGCAUCGUCACAUUCACAUGUCACACCAAGUUACACCCCGGACAACUCUAGCACGGCGGCCUCAUCAGACUCUUUCGGGGCUCAAGUGUCCCCGGUUUCCGACCUGACAGAUUAUUACACUCCUACUACUACUGCUACUACUACUAUCUCGGUUAACAAUAACCCUACCCCGGAUAAUUAUUUGGUCCAAGCAAAUCACCAAGUCGGUAGCUAUGACCAGUGUUUCAAUCCAGGGUUGGGAUCGGAACAUUUCCAAGGCAUGGAGCAACAAUACAAUUAUCAGUGGGGCGUGGACGUUGGGGACAUAUCGGACAAUCUGUGGAAUGUUGAAGACAUGUGGUUCUUACAAGAGCAGCUCAGCAACAUUUGA